UCUUUUUUCAACCUUACUUACUAUGUUACUAUGUUACUAUGUAUAAUGUGGGCCUACAGGAAUUGUUCUGGGGAAGGGCCACACCAAUGCUUCCAUGAUUUUUAAACCUACCCAAUAGAAACCUAGAUGCUUUUCAGUCAAAUACUAGUAAGGCAUGCAGUCCUGAGUAAUUGCAGUUACUGUCUACUAUUAUAUACUACUGUAUAUUAACUGCCUUCUUCCAGUACUGCUCUCAGCCGCUGCCUGCCUUAUUGCAUGGUAAUUACACAUAUUACAUUAUACCUAUUUAAAGGAGAAGCAAUUUUUAAACAUCAUUUUACCCUUUUGCAGGAAAAAUUAUCUUUAAACUUUUUUUUUUGAGCAAUGAUUUUGUUAUGAAUGUGACCAGGUCAUCAUCUUCAGUGAAAGUAAUAUAUUAUACAUGAGCCAUUAGCUUUUAACAAUGAUUAUACAAUUUGUUAAAGAAGGAGCCUAAACCAAAGGUUUUUCUGUCCUUCUUGCUCUUAAAGCUUGAAACAUUUAUCAGAUUCCCAAAGAGCCAAUUCAGAAAGGGGUCACCAUUCAUUUUCGGCAUUGAUUAUAAGAUUAGUUUGGCACAUGUGGGGUUCUUAUCAAAAUGUUAUUAAUGUCAACAACAACAAUUCUAUUCAUUUGUUUUUAUUAUUUUAGAAAGAUCCCCUAUCCAGAAAGCAGGUCCUGAGCAUGCCAAAUAAUGGAUUUCACCUGUAUGGGAGUAGAAAGAACAUAUACAGGUACCCGGGGCCGCAGUGACGUCACACUAGUAGUGCCCAGAGAACAUGGAUGAUGCCCAUCUAAUGACACUGACCAGCUGCACAGACUGCAGGUAUGGACUGAGGAGCAGCAGCAGCGAUUUGAGGUGUGAGCAGAGGUUGGUGCUCCAUCUGGAUUAUUGUGUGUGUAGGGGUGAAUGUAUGGAUGGGGGGGGGGCAUUCUCCACCCACCUCUGGGAUCCAUGGAAUGGGCAAAGCCAGUCCUACCCAAUGCUCCAUGUGCCAACCCAAUGCUCCAUGUGCCAACCCCAGGUGCACAGAGCCCCAUGUCAGCCUAUGGACUGCUCCACCAACAGAACAACAAACAAGGGAAGGAGAGAAAUCAUUUGGAAUGAGCCUCUGGUUCCUUAUCCGGGGACCUGAGCGCACGUUGUGAUUGGCUGCCGGAGUCACAUGGUGAAAGUAACUUUACGGGGUCGCCAGCUAGUAGGAGGGCUUUAUGGAGCAGAAAAACGACAAAGCGAGAAAAAUUAUUUUCCACUCCAGAAAUUAAUGAUCAUGAGUUCGUAUUUGAUGGACUCUAACUACAUCGAUCCGAAAUUUCCUCCAUGCGAGGAAUAUUCGCAAAAUAACUAUAUCCCAGAUCACAGUCCGGAGUACUACAGCCGCUCCAGGGACCCUGCCUUUCAGCACCACCAGCAGGACCUGUACCCGCCAAGAACUGCUUACCCAGAGCGUCAGUACAACUGUGCCAGCCUCCCAACACCGGCCAACCCUGCUGCCCACCCCAGGCUCCAUGGGCAGCCCCAGAGCAACCACCAGCUUGUAGGCAAAUCUCAGCUGUGUGAGCUCCCAACCCCAUCCCUUGCCUCCAACAGCAGCUCCAAUUCUCCCACUCCUGCACCCCCAGCCUGCACCCAGCCACCCAGCUCUGAGCACCCCACCAGCACUGCCUCCAAACAGCCCAUAGUCUACCCCUGGAUGAAGAAAAUACACGUCUGCACUGUGAAUCCCAAUUACACUGGGGGUGAGCCCAAGAGGUCCAGAACAGCCUAUACCAGGCAGCAGGUUUUGGAACUGGAGAAGGAAUUUCACUAUAACAGAUAUCUGACCAGGCGAAGGCGCAUUGAGAUUGCCCAUUCCCUGUGUCUCUCCGAGAGGCAGAUCAAGAUCUGGUUUCAGAACAGGAGGAUGAAGUGGAAAAAGGACCACAGGUUACCAAAUACUAAAGUCAGAUCCAACGCUUCUUCCAAUGCUUCCAGCAACAUCAUUGCGUCUAGUUCUGCUGCCAGCGAGGAUCUAUCCCAAAGCUCCACUCAGGAUCAGCGAGAGGAUAUUACAAGGUUAUAAAAACACAUGGCAACACACACAACAAAACAGAUGACUGAAUAUUUAUAGAAUCUAAUAUAUACAUACAUAUAUAUAUUUUGGUUCUUCUAGAUGUAUUUCUUUUUGUGUUCGUUGCUUGUGCGUUGGAAAAAAAAAAACAUGAAGUCUCUCGGUCAUCAUAUAAAGGCUUUAAAUGCAUGCCAGCCAGCAUGGAGCCAGGUUUUCUGUACAGUGUUUCUCUUUUCUUCUAUUGAUUUUUAUAAAGCCAGUUUGUCUUUAUUUAUUGUGUAUUUUAGGGGAGGGGAUGGGAGGAAAUAAAUGUUCAGUUUUAUGUGAUUUUUUUUUCCCUUAAGGUUACAGAAAAAAAUACAGGGUUGGGAAUUUGCCCGUUAAAUAUUUAAAAUAAGUCUGUAGUAGAUGAAAAAUAUCGAAUUCUUUUUUUUUUUUUGUAUAAAACGAUAAGGAUAAUAUUACUGUGUGCAGAUCUUCUCAAAGGCACAUAGAGCAGCACACGAGCUGGGAAGUGGCGUGCAUUAAAUUAAUUUAUAAUAAUAUUGUGAUAUUGAAAGAAAGUUUCCAAGUCGGCUAGUUAGCUUGUUGUUUUGUUGUGGAAAGUGUCGUACGAUUUCCCUUUUUUAAUAUUAUUUUUAUUACUAUUAAUAAUAAUAGUAAUAAUAAUAAUAUUUCAUUUUUUUUUUAGUUGAGACUCUGAUGUAAAUCUUAAUUGCUAUAAACAGUCCCAGUGUUAUGUGACCGUCUCUGUGUUCAAUAAACCAGUGAGUGUGCUUGAGUUCUACCUGCCAGUCUAUUUGCUUAUUUUGCUGUCCAUGUGGUUGGAGAGAGAUAGGUAGGUGCGGGGGGUUUAUAUUCCCUUGCAAUAUCCCAAUCCCAGGAGAUGGGGGAAUAUACAUCCCCCUAGCACUUUGUGCUGCUUUGUGCAUUUACAGAUGUAACCUUGAAACGACUGAGCGAAUUGUUGUUUACAUUUAUUUAUUUUUUAUACAUAUAUAUAUAUAUUUAUUUUGUUA
Molecule: messenger RNA, 3088 nt
Organism: Xenopus laevis (African clawed frog)
Lineage: Eukaryota; Metazoa; Chordata; Amphibia; Anura; Pipidae
Gene: hoxc4.S
Product: homeobox protein Hox-C4
Exons: 4
Coding region: 1185-2081 (298 amino acids)
Biological process (GO): embryonic skeletal system morphogenesis; regulation of DNA-templated transcription; anterior/posterior pattern specification
Cellular component (GO): nucleus; nucleoplasm
Molecular function (GO): RNA polymerase II cis-regulatory region sequence-specific DNA binding; DNA-binding transcription factor activity, RNA polymerase II-specific; DNA binding
Source: RefSeq, a predicted model, not a curated record